This is a messenger RNA of Amphimedon queenslandica, 1622 nucleotides long. RefSeq names its product inositol-3-phosphate synthase 1-A-like. The coding region runs from base 126 to 1601 and encodes 491 amino acids. The record is from RefSeq and is a predicted model, not a curated record. Gene Ontology annotation, molecular function: inositol-3-phosphate synthase activity. The transcript has 10 exons. Gene Ontology annotation, biological process: phospholipid biosynthetic process; inositol biosynthetic process. Lineage: Eukaryota; Metazoa; Porifera; Demospongiae; Haplosclerida; Niphatidae.
GCAAUUUAAUGCUACUCUGCUGCUGGAGGCUGCAAUCAUCAUCACUGACUUUGCUGCAGCUGAGAGAGACUGAUAGAGAACCUUACUGAUCCCAUCUACCAAAUACUUUCAACUAACACACAAAAAUGUCUUCGAAAUUUUACGUCGAGAGCGAGAAGGUCCAAUACAAUGAGACAAAGCAGACCAUACUCUCAACUUAUGAGUACCAGUCUUCCCACGUGGAGACCGAUGGAGAGAGAUUCCGUGUAAAACCAGUCAAUACUAAUCUUACCUUUCGUACCAGUGCUCGAGUCCCUAGGGUUGGGGUCAUGCUUGUUGGCUGGGGAGGGAAUAAUGGGUCCACAAUCACUGCUUCUGUCCUUGCCAACAAGCUUGGCAUCUCAUGGAGGACUAAAGAUGGUGUGAAGACUGCUAAUUAUUUCGGUUCCAUAACUCAGUCCUCAACCACUAGUCUGGGGAUAGGUCCAGAUGGUAAAGAUGUCUACGUUCCUUUGAAGGACCUCCUUCCAAUGCUCUCACCCAAUGACAUGGAGUUUGAUGGUUGGGAUAUUUCUUCAGUCAAUAUAGCUGAUGCUUGUUCCAGAGCUAAAGUCCUGGAUAUCAGUAUUCAAGAUCAGCUGAGACCUUAUCUUGAGAAGUUAAAGCCACGUCCGUCCAUCUAUUGCCCUGACUUCAUCGCAGCCAAUCAGAGCGAUCGUGCUGACAAUGUCUUGUCUGGUACGAAAUGGGAGAUGGUGACCAAGAUAAGAGAAGACAUUAAGGAUUUCAAACAAAAGAAGAACCUUGACAAAGUCAUCAUCUUGUGGACGGCUAACACCGAAAGGUUCUGUGAUGUUGCUGCUGGUCUUAAUGAUACUGCGGACAACCUUCUGGAGAGCAUAAAGAGGAAUGAGGCUGAGGUCUCAUCAUCAACACUCUUUGCUGUUGCUAGCAUUUUAGAAGGAUGUACAUAUAUCAAUGGUUCUCCUCAGAAUACCUUUGUUCCAGGCUGUAUUGAGCUAGCAGAAAGACACGGGGUCUUUCUUGGAGGAGAUGACUUCAAGAGUGGACAGACAAAGAUAAAAUCAGUUCUGGUUGACUUCCUUGUGUCUGCUGGUCUGAAACCAACGUCUAUUGUCAGUUACAAUCACCUUGGUAACAAUGACGGGAAGAACCUUUCAGCCCCAAAGCAGUUCAGGAGCAAAGAGAUAUCAAAGAGCAACGUUGUGGAUGACAUGGUGGAAUCAAAUGAUGUACUUUACUCACCAAAUGAGAAACCAGAUCACACUGUUGUCAUCAAGUAUGUUCCAUAUGUUGCUGACUCCAAGAGAGCAAUGGAUGAGUAUACCUCUGAGAUAUUCAUGGGAGGACAUAACACAAUCGUCCUUCACAACACUUGUGAGGACUCCCUCCUAGCAGCACCACUCAUCAUUGAUCUCGUUAUCAUUGCUGAGCUCUGUGAAAGGAUUCAAGUUAAGACUAUUGAUGGGGAUUACGAGCAGUUCCAUUCGGUCCUUUCUAUUCUCUCGUAUCUAUUAAAGGCUCCAAUGGUACCUCCUGGCACACCUGUCGUCAAUGCAUUAUUCCGCCAAAGAGCUUGCAUUGAGAACAUAUUCAGGUGAGCAAGAAGUCAUUGUUAGAUG